Messenger RNA from Achroia grisella, 2202 nucleotides. It is a transcript of the gene ScpX, whose product is annotated as sterol carrier protein 2. NCBI's taxonomy places the organism in Eukaryota, Metazoa, Arthropoda, Insecta, Lepidoptera, Pyralidae. The coding region runs from base 272 to 1882 and encodes 536 amino acids. The record is from RefSeq and is a predicted model, not a curated record. Gene Ontology annotation, molecular function: acyltransferase activity, transferring groups other than amino-acyl groups. The transcript has 2 exons.
GUAAUGUUUUUAUAAGCUGACAACUCCGGUGUUGACCAUUGUACUUUCUGUGUCUGGUCAUGGACUUUUAUAAUUUAUUUUAAUUAGUAGACUCUUUUUGAUCAAUCUUUAGUUCUCAGUCAAAGUUUUUGUAUUUAAUUUGGAUUAAUUCUUGUUAUCUGAUAUCAACGUCAAUUAGUUAUCAGCAUAAAUUUUAUUGUGCAUAGAAGGCAGGAUCACUUCGUGCUCGUCAUCAUCGGUGUCAAGAGGUAAUAAUUAUAAUAUUUUCAAAAUGCCUAGAAAGGUGUACGUUGUUGGCGUUGGAAUGACGAAGUUCGUCAAACCAAACACUGGUGGAGAUUACCCGGAUUUCGGCAAGGAGGCAGUCGAGGGCGCUCUCGCAGAUGCAGGUGUCAAAUACGAAAUUAUCCAGCAGGCAGUCUGCGGCUAUGUUUUCGGUGACUCCACCUGCGGCCAGCGAGUGCUGUACCAGGUCGGCAUGACUGGUAUACCUGUCUACAAUGUCAACAAUAACUGUUCCACGGGCUCGAACGCUCUCUUUCUCGCUAAACAGCUCAUCGAAGGCGGAAACAGUGAUGUAAUACUCGCAUUAGGCUUCGAGAAAAUGGCGUCUGGACCCCUGGGCGGCGGUGCCUUCAACGACAGAACAAACCCUAUGGACAGACAUGUCUUGAAGAUGUCAGAACUGUCGGAGAUAGCAGCUGCACCGAUGACACCUCAGUUCUUCGGUAAUGCAGGUAUUGAACACAUGAAGAAGUAUGGCACAACAGAGGUACACUUUGCAAAAAUCGCUGCAAAGAACCAUAGACACGGUGCAAAGAAUCCACGUGCUCAAAGCACAAGGGAGUACACCGUGGAGGAAGUAUUGAACUCUAGGAAAGUCUAUGGUCCAUUAACUAAACUGCAAUGCUGCCCGACUAGCGAUGGAGCCGGUGCUGCUAUCCUCAUGUCUGAGGAAGCUGUCAUCCGGUACGGUUUACAGAACAAGGCUGUAGAAAUCAUUGGUAUGGAAAUGGCCACUGACACUGCUGCCGUAUUUGAUGAGAACAGUCUAAUGAAGGUAGCUGGCACAGAUAUGACAGCGUUGGCUGCUAAACGCUUGUAUGCUAAGACUGGCAUAUCUCCUAACCAGGUUAAUGUUGUUGAACUCCACGAUUGCUUCUCGUGCAACGAAUUGAUCACAUAUGAAGGUCUACAGUUGUGCGGAGAAGGUGAAGCAGGGAAAUUUAUUGAUGCUGGUGACAACACAUAUGGAGGCAGAGUGGUGGUCAAUCCCAGUGGUGGAUUGAUUGCUAAAGGUCACCCGCUGGGAGCUACCGGUCUGGCCCAGUGUGCUGAAUUGGUGUGGCAACUUCGAGGCGAGGCGGGCCCCAGACAGGUGCCCGGUGCUAAAAUCGCUUUACAACACAACUUGGGUCUCGGUGGAGCAGUCGUCAUCGCCAUGUACCGCAAAGGAUUCACCAAUGUCAGCCCCAACAAUGUGGCUGCCAUCGCUAGCAGUCCCGAGGACUUCAAAGUCUUCAAAUAUAUGAAGCUCUUGGAAGAACAAAUGCAAGACGAUGAGGAUAACCUAAUCGAGAAGGUGCGCGGCAUCUACGGAUUCAAAGUGAGGAAUGGACCCAACGGGCUAGAAGGAUAUUGGGUCAUCAACGCUAAAGAAGGCAAGGGGAAAGUUACGUACAACGGUACAGAGAAACCCGAUGUUACCUUCACAAUUAACGACGAAGAUGUAGCUGAUCUGAUUUCUGGAAAACUCAACCCUCAGAAGGCGUUCUUCCAAGGCAAAGUUAAGGUGCAAGGCAAUAUGGGGUUGGCCAUGAAAUUGACAGAUUUACAACGGCACGCGGCCGGCAGAAUCGAAAAGCUGCGAUCCAAAUUGUAAAUGUUUAAAUGUAGAUAUAGGUAUAAAAUGGAUUACUUCUUGGUUAUGGAACUGAGGUAUGGGGUGGUUUAGACUUAUUUCUUUAGAUCCUCAAGGAGCUUAGCGCCUUGUGUUAUUUUCUUAAUUUAUAAUAUGGAAUAGUUAUAUUUUAUAGCUCUCACUUACUGUACUUUAGUGCUGUAGGGGCUCAAUUUCUCUGUCUAAGGUAAAUAGUUCUAUAUUGUUAUUUUAUGUUAAUAUACUCUUUUCUCUAUACCAUUCCAAUGUAUAUUUUAUCAAUGGCAUUAAUAUUUUUAUUAUACAGUUUUAUAUAAAAUAUA